GCGGUCUGGACGCAUCCGUUCUACACUCUUGUCUUCCUGUUGUGCAAUUCUGAGAUCUCAAACUUUGCCUUCACUUACACGUUUGUGUGUGUGUAUGUUCGGGCAGUAAUCAUCGAUUGGCCAAAACUACGAAUCUGAAUCGCCGAUUUUCUGAGGCAAAAUGCAACGGUGUGGCCUGGCGAUCCUUUGCUGUUUGGUCGUAUGCUCACUGGCUGCACCGGACAAACCCAAAGAGGCUCAUCGUAAAGAAAAAUUAGUUGUCAUCCUUCUUGACGGUUUUCGGUGGGACUAUGUUGAGCUACAGAAAGAUAAGGAGGCCCUGCCCGGUUUCCGACAACUGCACAAAGAGGGCGUCAGGGCCAAAUGGGUGAAUCCCAUCUUCCCCUCGCUGUCGUACGCCAGUUGGACCACCCUAAGUACAGGGCUCUAUGCGGAAAACCACAAUAUUAUCGGGAAUUAUUUCCACGACUCGUACCGUAAGGAAACAUUCGAGUUGUUCAACCGAAGUCUUUCGUCAAAUCCACGUUGGUGGCAGGAUGCUGAGCCCAUAUGGACAACAGCCACGCGCAAGGGUCGUAAAGUGGGAACUUUCCUCUGGGCUCGAAGCGACAUUCCUGUUCGAGGCAUUCUACCCCAUCAGGCCCAGGGUUUUCAACUUACCAAAGGUGCCACUAGCCUUGGUGCCAAUCUAGAUAAAACGAUCAAAAUGAUCAAAUCGGAAGGAUACGAUUUGGUCAUGGUUUACAACGAACACAUUGAUAACAAAGGGCAUCAAUUCGGCCCCGACUCACCCGAGUUAAUGAUAGCUCUACAAGAAGUGGAUGCAGAGCUUUACAAAUUCUUAAAAAAGUUAGAUGAAACAGAUCUCGAUGAAACGGUGAAUGUGAUGAUUGUUUCCGACCAUGGGAUGACGUCAGGUACGCCACAUACUGGAGCAGAGUACGUAGAGAUAGACGAUUAUCUCGACAUGGACGAUGUUUCAUAUGUCAUUGACCGUGCUGCAGUAGCAGCCGUGGCCCCUCUUCCUGGAAAAGCGGAUAAGGUCUACAAGCAACUGAAGCAAAUGCGUGGCGUGGAUGUUUAUCGGCGAGAUGAUAUACCUGAUCAUUAUUACUACAAAAAUGGACGUUACGUUCAGGAGAUUCUAGUCUGCGCCAAACAUGGAUUUGUUAUUAGCGGAGCUGACAGCCCGAAACAAAUCCCGCGUGAUCCUUCCACACCCCGACCUAUGAUUUGGGGCGGCCUACAUGGCUAUGACAACACACAUCCUGACAUGAGGACCAUCUUCAUGGCCAUGGGUCCCUCUUUCAAAAAGCAUUAUAAGGGUGAACCAAUUGAUUUGGUGGAUAUCUAUCAAAUCUAUGCUCAUGUUCUGGACUUGGAGCCUAAACCGCAUAACGGCUCUUGGUCACGCGUUCGAUCGUACCUCACCAACAGUGCCUCAUUCACAAAAGUCCUCAGCUGGAAUCCAAUCCUUAUGACUCUGCUGAUCCUGCUAAGAUAUUUUAUUUAAAUCAUUACAAACGAUGCCACGAGUCUAAUCAGCAGAACAAUGAAUACCAGUACUAUUUUUAUUUUAUUGAAAAAAAAAUUAUUAUCUAUUAAAGUACUAUGGCUGAGUGAGCUCUACUUAAACGUCCCAUACCAAGAGGAAAUUUCAGUGUAAGAAACGCGAUGCCUUUGCUAGUUACGCUCAUCCAUAAGAUACUUAUCGAUAGAAGAAAUUGUUGAACUAGUCUGUUGAUUCACAUGCGACAUUGUAUUUUAUGGCCUUUUUAACUGAUCCAUCCCCUAUAACUUUUCCUGUACGUUUGUUCGUUUGAAAUUAAAAAAAAAGUUCCCUAGUGUAUCGGCUAAUACAACUGCUUUAUAAUUCAA
This is a messenger RNA of Daphnia carinata, 1878 nucleotides long. RefSeq names its product glycerophosphocholine cholinephosphodiesterase ENPP6-like. The record is from RefSeq and is a predicted model, not a curated record. The transcript is spliced from 10 exons. NCBI's taxonomy places the organism in Eukaryota, Metazoa, Arthropoda, Branchiopoda, Diplostraca, Daphniidae. The coding region runs from base 161 to 1513 and encodes 450 amino acids.